UUCAGGUAAAUUCGACAAUCAAAAUGGUCACUUACUCCAUUCAUUUGAACUCUGAAAUGAGCUGACUGCUUAUUUUCAUUAUGGUUGAUAGGUUUAUUACAUUACUCUCUUUUAUUAUUUUUGCACUAAUGUCCACUUUAUUUGCUUGUGGUAAUGCACAGAGAAAGUGAAGUUUGUUUGUGGAGAAUGAGUUUGAGGUGAUAAAAUAUGAGUAGACUCUCAUUUAGGCCUCGUCCACUUGACAUUCACAAGAGGUUACCUAUUCUAAAAUCUCUAAAGGAUUUUGAGGACGAUAAUGAUACACCCUCUAAUACUCGCAAUCAAAUCAUUCGUCUCGCUGCUGAGGCUGCCGAUAUUGAGGUACAACAGACUUCUAGCAAGAAGUUUAUUCCCGAAAUACCUAUCCCUGAGUAUGUGGUGGUGGAUACAUAUGAAAGAGAUUAUUCACGUACUUUUGCUCAGCCAGCAUCUUAUAUACAUGCUAGAGGAGCCCGAGCCGAGAUUGGAGAAUUUGUUGAGUACGAUCUUGACAAUGAGGAUGAAGAUUGGCUUCAAGACCUAAACCGAGAGAGGAAGGCUCUUGCAGCUGAAAAGUUGGAGACCAUUCUGCACAAAUUAGAGGUUUUAGAUCACAAGGCCCGAGAAAGAGCAGGAGUGAUUACUCCUACUCUUGGCUCACCUAUCCCAGUGCUUCUAAGUUUUGAUGCUGCUGUUGAGGCGUUGCAAUCUCUAACAAUCAAAUAUGGAGUUUUCCAGUCAAUUUAUACGUACUGGAAAGACAAGCGAGAACGGUGGCAGAAGCCUAUUCUUCGGCGUUUGCAGCCCCCUCCACCUGUUAAUGAUACCAAUCCAUAUAAUGUAUUUAGGCCAAGGGAGAAGGCUCACAGGCUUCACACAAGGAGGAUGCAAAGGAGGGAAAACAAUGUGCAGUCAUUUGAAAAGCUUCGCCAGGUUAGGCGCAACCUUGACCAAGCAAAGACCAUUCUUGAGGCUCUCAUCAAGAGAGAGGAGAAGAAACGAGAGGUUGUGGAGAGUGAGGUUAGUCUUCAGAGACUUCAAAUGAAGCACAAGAAUGAAAUUGAGCUUUUUGAGGACAUGUUGGCUCUGCCUGGAUAUCCUUCCUUCCCAAAUAAGUUUUGUUCAAGUGAGGAGGAAUAUGGCGACUCAGAUGACGCUGCUGUUAGCCGUCCACAUGCUCAGGCUGCUGUCUCACCAAAUCUUACCUUCACUGACUCAAAGCCGGUGAUGGCCUCUGCUGGAAGCAUGAGGCGAGAGCGAGUGUUGAAACGGCGAUAUGUCCCACAUGGAUGGCUCCACAAAUUGGAUCCAAAUGAGCCACUUCUCCUGUUUACUAAACCUCUUGAUCCAGAAAAAUUGGCAGCUGCAAAUAUUACACCUCCAGGUUCUUCAAUGGAUAAUGGCCUAGUUGGACAAACAUUCAACUCUCGUGGAAGGAUUGGUCGAGGUGGCAGAAUAGUGUUUGAUAGAUGGAACCCACUUAUGCAUACUCCAAUUGAGUGUGGUGAUGCUUUAUAUGUACCACCAAAGGCCCUACAUUAUGCUCAUCCCUGAUGCAAUCAACCCUUCCCUAGCUUCAUUUGUCCAUCCGCGUUAAGAUUUUGUUUACAUGAUAUUUGCCAGGGAGACAGCUCAAGACAUGAGGGAGAUUUCGAGUUGGUGAUUUUCCAAGAUUUUGAGCCCGUUAUGGAUUUUGGCGAAACUAGAAAACUAUCUUUUGUAGACAGUGGCGAAGGCAAGGAGAGCUGUAGAGUACAUGGUGUGUCCUUUGCCAUGGUAGCAUGCCUCUUUGUUUUACUGCUGCAGGAUGUAUCAUUCUUAUUGUCUCUUUUGUAGGUUAAAGAAUGAAAGCAUUUUUGUGCGAGUAUUAUAUUUAUGUCCAUGAUGAUAGGAAAAUACAGAGCUUCUUCCUUUAUGCAUAACUGGAUAAUGUAAGCUUUUGCUGUAAAUGAAAUGAUGAAUUUAACCA
Lycium ferocissimum is the source of this 1987-nucleotide messenger RNA. RefSeq lists its product as uncharacterized. NCBI's taxonomy places the organism in Eukaryota, Viridiplantae, Streptophyta, Magnoliopsida, Solanales, Solanaceae. Gene Ontology annotation, biological process: regulation of transcription by RNA polymerase II. Bases 208 to 1572 code for a protein of 454 amino acids. The record is from RefSeq and is a predicted model, not a curated record. The transcript has 12 exons. Gene Ontology annotation, cellular component: piccolo histone acetyltransferase complex.